GCAGUUCGCUGAUGAAAUGGAGCCGGGGGCGACUUCUUUCCGCGUCGAAUUCCCUGAUUUCUGCAACACCGUCCUGCAGAAGCUCAACCAGCAGCGCCAGCAAGGCCAGCUCUGCGAUGUCUCCAUUGUGGUCCAGGGUCAUCUCUUCCGAGCCCACAAAGCCGUCCUGGCCGCCAGCUCCCCUUACUUUUGCGAUCAGGUGCUCCUGAAGAAUAGCCGGCGGAUUGUCCUUCCCGAUGUCAUGAACCCCAGGGUCUUUGAGAACAUCCUCCUCUCGACUUACACGGGCCGGCUCGUCAUGCCCGCUCCAGAAAUCGUUAGCUACUUGACGGCAGCUAGUUUCCUCCAGAUGUGGCACGUGGUGGACAAAUGCACGGAGGUGUUGGAAGGAAACCCUUCGGUCCUUUGCCAGAAGCUGAACCGGAGCAGCGACCACCAGUCUCCCAGCAGUAGUAACUACAAUGGCCUGGUGGAAAGCUUUGAGCUGGGUGCAGCAGGCCACUCGGAUUUCCACAAAGCGCAGGAACUGCGGGACGGGGAAAAUGAAGAGGAGAGCUCCAAGGAUGAGCUGUUGUCCCAACUGACCGAGCACGAAUACCUGCCUAGCAAUUCCUCGACGGAACAUGACCGCUUGAGCACCGGGAUGACUAGCCAGGACGGAGAAGAAGGGGUCAGCGACAGUACUGAUUACCAGUACGCCCGGCCUCAUUACAGCAAGCCCAGCAUUAUGUCUCACAAACGGUGGAUCCACGUCAAAACGGAGAGGUUCGUCCAAGAUUGCGAAGGAGUGGAGAUGCACGGCGCCUACGAUGAGCAUCAGGUCUCCGAGUCGGUGAACGCCGUGCAGCGAGACCACCCUGUUGAGACCAGCAUUGUGGAAGAUCUCCGGGUCAACGACAGGAAGGUGGAAAUGGAGUUUGGAAACCCGGCCAACGAAGGCAGCUACGACGAGCAAGUGGACUUCUACGGCUCUUCCAUGGAAGAGUUCUCCGGGGAAAAGAACGACGGGACGCUAAGCCUCCAGAGACCGGAGGCUUCGGGUUACGGGGAAAGCUUAGAUCUUCCCUCGGGGAUCAAGGAAGAAAACGCCCUUGCUGGCUUUUCGACCACCGACAAACUUUACCCUUGCCAAUGCGGCAAGAGCUUUACCCACAAGAGCCAGCGGGACCGUCACAUGGGCAUGCACCUCGGACUCCGGCCGUACGGCUGCGGCGUGUGCGGGAAGAAAUUCAAAAUGAAGCACCACUUGGUGGGCCACAUGAAAAUCCACACCGGCAUCAAGCCGUACGAGUGCAACAUUUGCGGGAAAAGGUUCAUGUGGAGGGACAGCUUCCACCGGCAUGUCACCUCCUGCACCAAAUCUUACCAGGCCUGCAAAAUGGAACAGAAUGCUGCUAAAAUGAACUAGAAGCGGACGGAUGGACGGGGUGGGACGGACGGUUUAAUCGGAUGAGCGAUUGUGUCGUGCCGCCUUGAUCCGAACACGGCUUAUUUUGACCAAGCGGGACGGCCGGUGUCUCCUGUGGCUUCGUUCCCGAGGCCUUGCUGCUUUUCGAGGUGGCGGGGUUCCAAAUAAACUCUGGGGCCAGCCCAGUCCCCUCUCUUAAGGUGCCCCUCCCCUGAGGCUGCAAAACAGACCAGCAAGUUGGCAUAACGGUACGCCCGGCUUCCAUCAAACGUGCAAAAAUUAACCGGCACUUGCAAACCGCUCCUUUCACAAACCUUGUUCACAAACCCUUAAAUGGAGGCGGAACGGAGACCAAGAUAGAAACAGAAGAACGAAUGAAUUAACUGCUUUGUGGCUGUUUUCCUGAAGCCCCUUCAACCAUCGUCGACUUUAAAAGCAUACCUUGUACAGGUAGUCUUCGGCGGGGUGGGGGGUGGUGAUCCCAUGACCCUG
Messenger RNA from Thamnophis sirtalis, 1900 nucleotides. The record is from RefSeq and is a predicted model, not a curated record. NCBI's taxonomy places the organism in Eukaryota, Metazoa, Chordata, Lepidosauria, Squamata, Natricidae.